Messenger RNA from Macrobrachium nipponense, 5527 nucleotides. Its product is annotated as adenosine 5'-monophosphoramidase HINT3-like. The record is from RefSeq and is a predicted model, not a curated record. NCBI's taxonomy places the organism in Eukaryota, Metazoa, Arthropoda, Malacostraca, Decapoda, Palaemonidae. Gene Ontology annotation, molecular function: catalytic activity. The transcript is spliced from 6 exons. Bases 261 to 824 code for a protein of 187 amino acids.
GACACAACUUCUUCUUCUUCCAAAUCGGCUUCGCGAAUCUGACACGUUGUUUACGACCUAAGUGACACGACGCUUAUUUAGGCCUAUUUUGAGCCGUCAAGACAACAUUUUGGGCCCAAAUUGAAGCCUAAAUCACCUAUAUUGUCUUUAGAAGAAGCUUAGAAUAGGCCUACGUCGACCCCAACGCCUCAAAUAAGUAAAUUAAGAGGCCUAUACAUCGGGAGGUUGCCGGACUAGGCCUACCUACCUACUGCCUUACGAUGAUAAGCUGUUAUUGGAAGAGAGCUCUCCAGACCUCUGGCAACUUGAGCAAAUCUUUACUCUUGCAGUGUAGGAGGACUCCAGAUUAUCGAGUCUUUUCAGAAAAGAGGAGAAUGAGCGGUGAUGUGGGAACAGCCCCGCCAGAGCGAAGCAAGUGCAUCUUUUGCAAGAUUAGUGAUGGUGUGGAGCCAAGUAAUAUAGUACAUCAGGACGAUGAAUUCGUUGUAUUUCCCGACAUGCGACCAGCGGCGCCUCAUCACUACUUGAUAGUGCCGCGCCACCAUUACAUUGACGUACGGCAUCUUACGGCGCAGCACGUACCCAUGGUUGAAAAGAUGGUGACAUUGAGCAAGGAAGUGUUGACAGCACAAGGGGGAUCGCCUACUUCAGCCAGGCUAGGUUUUCACAUGCCCCCUUUCAUCACAGUCCGACACCUGCAUCUCCACGUCAUUGCUCCCGAACAAGAGAUGGGAUUCAUAGCACGAGGGAUAUUCAAGGCCAAUUCCUUGUGGUUUGUUUCGCCCGAGGCAAUCAUUGAGAAGCUGAAGGAGAGGACUUCUUAGUAUAGUCUUCGAGUCUAAGCUUUUUCUCAAGUAGCGACGAGCGUCGCGUCUCUCGCUCCAAAGCCGUCAACAUUUCUAGGGAAGGUAGAUCAUGCACUUGGAAAACAUUGAUGUGCCUUUGUAUGAUAAAUUUGAUAAGAAUCUAUGUCGUGUUAUGUUUGAUGUGGGGAAAUUUUAGAUGGAGUUUAUUUUUGUUUCAGAGACUUUACUGUUUAUGUACUAUAGUAUUUUGAGUUAUAGCUCGGUAGGGAGGUACUUCGUACAGUGUGCCUUGCGUAGCCACUGAAGGUAGUAUUGGAGGUUCUUGCGUCGUCUGUCUUUUUUUUUUUCAUCCGCUCUUUUUAUCGUCUUCCCACUUUGCCGCCAGACUUCGGCUCCUUCGUGCUCAAAUUUAUGCUCCUUGUUUAAGAUUGAAUCCUUUGGGCUAAAGUCUUAUGUGAGUCCAGGCAUUAGAAUCUGUUAUCUAGUUAAAUACUUGAUAAUAAUACGUAAUAAUAUAAUAAUAAUUUAGGAUAAGGUUUUGUAUCAAUAAACAGAGUUUUCCCUUAUUCAUGUAUUUUAGGUAGGAUAUGUUCAUUUCCGGUGAUGUUUUGUGUACUAGUCCUUCUGUAAGAUGACAGUUGUAUAAGCUGCCUUCGUAAGGAAGAAGGAGCAGUUAUAUGUUUUGGUCCAUCUGUGACCUGUGGACAGGACAUAGGUUGGUUCUAGAGUUAUUUUGUGUGGUCACCAACUUAACUUUCAAUUGAUGUAAUGUUCAUAUCUUGUUUCCUUGGAGAUUGAAUGUGGCAUAAACAUUUCUUAAAGUUCUAUGAGAAUUUAGUGUAUAGCCCUUUACUCUUUGAAUAUGAUCCUCUGUAAUUCUUUAGCGAAACAUUCACAUUGUAUGAGGGAAAAGGACUAGAGAUAAACUCCUUGGCAUUCUUCCGAUUCCUCAGUUUUCACGGUGGCUGUUUGGGACACUGCGUCUAGGUGUGUGAUGGACUGGUCUCAUUUAAUCUUCUUUUGUAAUCUUAAUCAUAUUAUUAAGAAACUCAUAAUAUGCAUGAGAUCAGUCCUCCUUGAUAGGCAACCAUUGGCAAUGAAGCUACAUAUCAGUUUAGUUGAAGGUUUCUGUUAGUGAGGGCAGAGAUCUGUAGUAGCCCUUUGAGAUUCUAAUGACUUCAUCUGCUGAAAAUGUUUGUUGUACGCCAGCAUUUGAUUUGAGCUUUUUCUUCGUCUUGUGCUACAGCAAAGUAGUACAGGUGUACAGCUUCAAAAUGAUGCCAAAACCAGCUGUAUACCAUGCAAAAUAAAUUCACGGCAAUCAUUUAAAGCGAAACAUUGCUGUCUGUAAUCAGUCAAGAUUCUACUUUGUCAGUUCUAAAUUUUUGAGCUCCCUAAAGUCUCGAAGGGUUAUUUAAGGUUUCUGCAAGACAAGACCUUUUGCUGUGGGAGGUUACAGAGUGAUUUAUCACAGAUGUGAUAUAAGAUCAGGGUAUUAUAUUAAAGACUAGGUGUGUGAUCCUGUUGGUUUGAAUUUACAUAAAUUUUCUUCUUGUUAUUGUUUUGUAUAUUUGCUGCUAAUAAGUACUGAUAAUGAUUCAGUUCACAGCAAAAUACCAAGUACAGUAACCAACAUCCAGCCUUCUAUAAUAGCAGGAUAGCUAGAAGGAUAAAAAAAAACAUUAUUCACCUCUCCGUUUAAAUUUGUAUGUGUUAUUGUGAGGACAGUACCAUCUAUUUCACAUUCAUCAGUGGUUAUUGAUUUGUUUAAAGUGGAAAGCAUAAUUACUUUUUCUGUAAGAAUAAGAUUAGCUUAGUUUUCUAGACUCACGAGUUGCCCUCCGGUAAAUAUUCCAAAUAGUUGGAACAUCAUUGUAAUGAAUGUAUAACAUGAGGAUUUUUGGUCUAAUAAUCUUUCCAAUAAUGACUAAUUUCAAGUAAAGUGCUGUAUAAUAGGUUUUAUUCAUAUUUCCCUGUGCGUUUAAAGUGACGUUCAGAAUGUAUGGGGUCAGUUAAAAGACAAAAAAAAAAAGCAGUAUUAGUGCUUUGUGUAAUGUUGACCAUUCACAUAUGAGAUGCCUUCAAAUUUACUUACCGGUGGUCAGUAUUUCUUUUAUUUUUUUAACGACAGUAAAUUGUCAUCUUUGAUAUGAUUGUCAACAUUAAAUGUUGGUGAUAUUAUAAUAUAAAACUAGAAUUAGGUUAAAGAGGUAAAAGUUUUCUUAGAAAUAAAGGGAAAUAUAUUGCCUGUGAUAGGCUAGGGCAGCCUACAUGUCACCAAAAGAUUAUUUAUGGUCUUUGUUUAAUCAAUGAACUUUUUAUUUUAUACAGGAAUGGAAUUAACAUUGCAUAAUUUCUGUAAUGAUUACUAGAUUACAUUUAAUCAAUUAACUUUUUAUUUUAUACACAAAUGGAGUUAACAUUGCAUAAUUUCUGUAAUGAUAACUAGAUUACAUUUAAUCAAUUAACUUUUUAUUUUAUACACAAAUGGAGUUAACAUUGCGUAAUUUCUGUACUGAUAAUUAGGUACAUUUAUUGCACAAAACUACUUACAGUGAAAAAAAUCACCUCCCAUUCUACAUGUAUUUUAAAUGAAGGUUAAUCUUGAAUGAUAUAGAGUUUAAGAAUGCCAAGUUACUGUGUGUAAGGUUGAAAUGAAUGAUUGUAUGCACAGUGAAACAAAAUGAGUCAAAAUAGCAAAUCUUGUUCUUUCCAUAAUAAUACAUCCUUGUCAUACAUCACUGUUUAAUAUACUUUAAACUGGUUGCCUCCAUGUGUAGGCAGUUGAAGGAUAGAAGAAAUUGAAACCUAGGUCUUGAGCGCUGAGUUUUAUUGAGGAAUAAGGUAUUUUGUCAGUACUACCUGUAUAUCACAUACUUCAUUUCUUGACAUUUUAUAAAAAAUGGAACUUUCAUUUAUAACUGUGUUGCGUAGGUUAUGAGUGCUAAAAACUUUCCUCCGUUGCACUGCACGGAGAAUAAUUAUGGUGCAGUAAAUUUUCUGUGUUGUAUAACUUUCUUUCAGAUUAUCUUUAUUCUUUUAAUUGGUGCAAAUCGUUUUGUGAUAUUCAUUGGUACUGUAAAGAUACACAGAAGUAGAAGGCUAGGUGUUAGUUACUCGAAAGUGUAGGGUAAAGGUCAUGCCAGGUCAUUGAUUUGGGUCACAGUAAAAUGGCAGAAGUAUUUAAUUACAGUACAGUUUUGAUCCAGGUUAUUAGAAAUAAACUGAAAUUUAAAGGUCGAUUAAAUUAUUUCACAAAGCAACAAAAUGCCAUUUGGAAGACUAGCCAACUGUGAUGUGAAUGUUCUUUCUUUUACUUCUCAUCCACUUUUACUUCUCAUCCACUUUUACUUCUCAUCCACUUUUACUUCUCAUCCACUUUUACUUCUCAUCCACUUUUACUUCUCAUCCACUUUUACUUCUCAUCCACUGUGUUUUGGUUCCUUCACGUAGCUGUCCAACAUUUUCACCUCGUUCAGGACAACCAUUUUUUGGGGAAACAUUUGAAGGCUUCGACAGAUGACUGAGGUCAUGCUAAACCACAUUCAAAUAAUAUGCAAAGUAAUCAUUUUAUUUUGAUAUCUGAAUGUGUGGUUUAUUUUUGAACACCCUAUAACCAGUAUCUAGAUUUGACACGACAUGUUUUAGAGUAUGUAUUGUAUUAGUCGGAGAAUAAUAUUUGAGGGUAGGUAAGAGCAGCUAUAUGAAGGAACAGUGUCGUGUCAGUUUUGACUAAGGCUCAUGGUUACUGGAGGACUGGCAUUUUGCUGUAGUACAUUGACAUGCGUAUUAGAUAGAAUUAUCCUGGUGGGACCAUGUCCUGAAUGUAUAACCAAUUUUGAUUUUGGGUUGAGAGGAAUGUAACAAAGUACGAAAAUGAGAAGCUGGUAAAGGCUGAGAAUGAUUUGUAAACUACGUAGCACCUCAACUUAAUAGACACUUUUGGGGGGUGGGCCAGCAGGUGUUUGGCUUUUUGAUAUGUCACAGAGUUUAAGUAAAAAAAAAGACUUUACAGUAUUGCAGCCAACUCCCGGUAUUUGUAGGGGAUGCUUACUACAACUCCCCACGUUUAGCUAAAAUCCGCAAGUACUUUACUUCCCUCUAAAAAUGCUUAUAACUGCCUAUUUUGAUACUUCAGACACCAAAAAACUCCUCCAAAAAUGCUCAUACCUAAGUAUUUUAAAAGUUUUAUCGCAAAAAAUGCAUUUAGUCAUGAAAAUGAUAUGAAACUACUGCACGUAAUUAGUGUAUAUUUCCAUAUAAAAGAUACAGUGAAUUUUCCGUGAAUGUAUACAUACAUUCCAUUCCACAGAAAACCUUGCAAAUAGGCGAAACCAUAAAACCAAAACCGCGAAUAGGUGGGGGUCCGCUGUGUAGCCUGCACUUAAAUAUUUUUUAGAUAUCACUAACACCAUUCCACAUAGUUCCUAGCCCAACUAACAUGUACACUUUACUACAGUACUUUAUACCUAAGUAUUCAAUUUGAGAGAUUUCUCUCCUUCUAAAAUGGUAGCAUAGCAAAGAAUAAUCUUAAUAAUCAAGCUGUCAAGCACAACAGACUGUUAAAUUGAGGUGCUACCAUUGUUAAAAGUUAGAUUUCGAGAAUUAGAUUGCUGCUCCUAAGGUGUAUUUUAGACAAUAAGCAAUGUGCUGUUGAUAAAUUUGUCAGAUUCUAUAUACAUGUUUGGUCUUGUAACCAAUGAAGUCAUUUUACUAUUUGG